This is a messenger RNA of Gordionus sp. m RMFG-2023, 1069 nucleotides long. RefSeq lists its product as uncharacterized. Bases 344 to 1009 code for a protein of 221 amino acids. The record is from RefSeq and is a predicted model, not a curated record. The transcript has 5 exons. Lineage: Eukaryota; Metazoa; Nematomorpha; Gordioida; Chordodea; Parachordodidae.
UAAGUGUGAUUGCAUCCCAUUUGAAAUCGAACUAUGGGUGGUGUUCCAGAAUUCGGGGCAUGAUUGACUUGACCCGUGUCUUGCCUAGGCGUCAAAUUACCUCCGACUAUUAGACUCCACUCUUCUUUACCCUUCUUGAUAGGAAAAAUAGGUAAGUUAUUGUUUACCGUGUUUUUACCGGCCGGGGACCACGUGAUAAAACCGCCUCUGAAAUGGGAGGCGUUCGAUAAAUUGGAGCCAUAAAAUAGCGUAACGGAAGCGUGCAAUACCAGAUUCAAUAUGUGGAACGAACGGAUUAGGUUUAUUAUAUUCAAUUCAACUUUCUCAAGGUGAGGUUAAUAAUAUGAGCUCAGAACCUCAAAAUAUCUCUAUGUGGCAAAAUGACACUAAUUUAAAAUCGGACUACAUAGGGCCGAAUGAUACUACUUUAAAUUCAAACUCCAUGGGGCAAAACGAGAAACAUUUAAAAUUAAAUUCUACUACGGAAUUGGAAGCACGAAAUAAUAUCUCCAUGGGACAUAAUGACGCGAAUUUAAAAUUACACACAAUGGGGCAAAAUGACACAAAUUUGAAAUUAAACUCUAUGGGGCAAAAUGGCACAAAUUUGAAAUUAAAAUACAAUGUAUUGAAAGCGCGAAAUAUAUCUAUCGGGCAUGAUGACACGAAUCUCAUAUCAAACUUCACGGGGCAAAAUGGCACAAAUUUGGGAUUGAGAGCUACGGGGCAAAAUGUCACAAUUUCAAAAUUUCAUUUUCCAGGAAAAGCGCCAAAUAUCUCUACAGUUCAAAAUGUCACAAAUUUGAAAAUAAACUCUACGAAAUCUUUAUUUCCGGUUCAAUUUUGCUGGCCGGAAGUUUGCAAUCGCAUCAUAUGUUUUUACGGUUGCCAAACCAAUCAUUGGGGAUGCCCUACUAUCAAUUGUUGCCCAUUCAUACUUUUUUGUCCUAUCUACAGAGUGUACUACGAUGAGUACACCAGUUGUCGAUUGUGCAAAAAAAUAGGAACUUGAAUAAAAAAUUAGUUAUUCCUUGAUGACAUGGAUACAUACCAAAUGAAGAAUGCUUCCAAU